Molecule: messenger RNA, 2302 nt
Organism: Anopheles stephensi (Asian malaria mosquito)
Lineage: Eukaryota; Metazoa; Arthropoda; Insecta; Diptera; Culicidae
Product: testisin-like
Exons: 5
Coding region: 350-2197 (615 amino acids)
Biological process (GO): proteolysis
Molecular function (GO): serine-type endopeptidase activity
Source: RefSeq, a predicted model, not a curated record
UGCAUGUUCUAUCAAGCAUCAAGCACUUGAAGCGAGUGGUGUCGGUUGGAGAGAAAACUAGUUACAUUCUUAGUCUCACCGUAGCCGCACGGCAGUCACUUUAGCUGGGAUUUAAAGGGAGCCAGCCUUGCAGUUCGAUCAGCUCGUCACGACAGUGUUGGCGGUGCCGUCGGUUCUGUAACUAUGAAGGUGAAUUAUAUAGAAUUAGUUAAACCAACAGUUUUGUGAAAAUUGCAGUGUGAUAUAAGUGUUUGGAAGUGUUAACUCCAUAUCUGUAAAGUGAACCUGUUUUUGGGAGGCGAGCUUUGUAUGCUACGACCCAGCUGAACUUCUCUAUGCGCUACUUUUGAUGCUGAGUCUGUACGUCAGGAGCAGCCACCAAAAAACGUCACCCUGUCCGGCAGUGUUUUCGUACGACGAGCGAGAUGAUUCCUACGACACCUGGUUCGGCACUAUACGGCUGAAGAGCAAUGUGCCGCUGUACGGCAUCUUUGUGGACAUUAUCUUUUCCUCGCCCGUGCUAACGUUUGGGACAUUCCUGCGACAGCACAACACAGACGAUAAUGUGCACUUCCACAUUAUGGAUAAAUCGUACCGUGUGCGGGCUGGCGAGGUGGUUGUCGUCAAAUUCUUCGUACGCUACGCACCGGACCGACCGGUUCCACUGCUACGUCAGAUCCGGUUCAAUGGACAAAACAUUUGUACGGAAACGCGUCAAAAUCCGGCCCACUCAAGCGGAGCACGACCAUCCGGAACGAACUAUGGCAAUUCGCACGUAGCAACGUCACGCGAAACCGAGGACAUCAUUGCCGAUGUCUACACACCCGUAGUACAACCGAUCAAUUCCCACGUAACGCAUCCUCCCGUAGAAUCCCACGUACAGCCCCUGUACUCCUCUAGCUCCUCAAGUUCUGCGCGCGGUAGCAGCGGGGUGGCCACCAGGGCUACCACUACCGAUGGGAAGGCUUCUCACACCUCACCACCACGCACAGGCGAUGUGUAUCCACCGCGAUUCAGCAGCGACGAUCAUGUGGAACACUCGUCAAGCUCUAGAACUGGCAGUGUGGACGAGAAGGAUGAUCACGACUCUGAUCGCCAUAGAGUCGCAAAUCGACGUCUCACAACGACAACCUACCGUGCGAUCGCCGAGGAGCGUAAAUGGGACGUCCAACCAACGCAACGAUCGCUUCCAUCCGAACCUUCCAGAUCACCGAACCGUGUCUCGAGUGUACCGCUGAUCGCGGACAAAGGUUUCACCACGCUAGCUCCGGUUUCAGGCACAACAGCUACUCCGGCCAGCAAUCAGCAGCGCGAUCGCGAUCAGUACUUUGCCGGAGAUUACGCGUUCCUGCAGCAGGAUAGUUCUCCAAAAUCACCCCAAUCUCACUACAUCAACAAGUACGAGGGAGACAUCUGCGGUACGGUUGUCCCGAAAGCGAACCCACUGGUAACGCACGGUACCGUCUCCGAACGGGGCCAGUUCCCGUGGCACGGUGCCCUAUACCGUAGUACGGUGACGGAGUUAAAGUAUCUCUGUGGCGCAACGUUAAUAUCGCGCCGGGCAAGCAUCACCGCAGCACACUGUGUAACGCUGGAGAAAAGCACCAAGCCGGUCGAUGCGGGAAGUUUGCUCCUCUACUUCGGCAAGAUUGAUCUGGGCAAAUGGAACGGCCCGGAAGAGGAUGCUCAGAUCCGAUCGAUCCACAUCCCGGCCCAGUAUCAGCACGAGCGGUUCUUCAACGAUAUAGCGGUGCUGGUGCUGAAGGAGGACGUCAAGUACAGUAACUUUGUGCGACCCGUCUGUCUGUGGAACUUUGACGACGAUUACAAGACGCUGAUCAACAAGAUAGGGCUGGUGCCGGGCUGGGGCUACAACGAGCAUGGGCUGGUGAGUUCGCGGCUUUCGUUCGCCCAGAUGCCGGUGGUGGCACACGAAACGUGCAUCUGGUCGAACCGGGACUUCUUCAGCAAGGUCACCUCGGACACGUCGUUCUGUGCCGGCUUUAAGAAUGGUACGUCGGUGUGCAACGGCGACAGUGGCGGUGGCAUGGUGUUCAAGCACAACAACCUGUGGUACCUGCGGGGCAUCGUGUCGGUCAGUGCCGCACUGCAGGACCGGUUCCACUGCGACUCGAAGCACUACGUCGUGUUUACGGAUGCGGCCAAGUUUACGUCCUGGAUCAGGAGUCUUAUGUAGGGCGGCCGGCCGGCUUCGCAGCUUAGUAACUAUUAGUAUGAGCAUGUAAAGUACGACAAGAAUUUGUUACCAAAUAAACUUAAUACCCCCCAUUAGUACACCAAA